AUGGAGAACAUCAUUUUAAACUGUUUUCCAGCAACUAACUCAUUUUACCGUAACACUAUCGAGCAUGUAAUUGAAAACGUAAGUGAUGCUUUUAUGGAGGAAGGUUAUGAUGAAGAUAUGUUACGUCAAUUGAAAAUGUUAUGGAUUAAUAAAAUCGAAAAUCAUCACCGCAAUCGGAACCAGGGCGAAAUGAGUUCGCCAAAUGCAAAAGAAAGCGAUUUAGAAGAUACGAAUAAACCAGAACUCGAUGAAACCACGAUGGACGCGUUAAAAUGUUUACCACCGAAUAUAACCUCAAAAGUGGUUCAAUCCAACUUUGCGAAAAAUGUUUUAUCGCCGAAACCAAUAGAUAUAGUUGAAAAGAAAGUUAUUAUUCCACAAAAAUCAGACGAUUUGGAUGAAACCGAUGAUAGUGAUGAUUCUUUAGACGAAUCAAGCGAUACUAUUGAAGAUACUAAAGAAGAUAUCAACAGCGAAGAAAGCUUAAAUUCAGAGGAUGAUUACACCGACGACGAUGAAAAUGAAGAUCCUUUUUAUACUGAAAAUUUAAUUUUGUGCCAAUAUUCUUUUGUUGAUCAUACGAAGAAUCGGUGGCGAUUUAAUUUUUCUAAUGGGAUAAUGUGCUUAAAUGGUGAGGAAUAUGUGUUUUCCUCAGCUAAAGGAGACGCUGUAUGGUGA
Onthophagus taurus is the source of this 678-nucleotide messenger RNA. Its product is annotated as transcription initiation factor IIA subunit 1-like. Gene Ontology annotation, cellular component: transcription factor TFIIA complex. The record is from RefSeq and is a predicted model, not a curated record. Lineage: Eukaryota; Metazoa; Arthropoda; Insecta; Coleoptera; Scarabaeidae. Gene Ontology annotation, biological process: transcription initiation at RNA polymerase II promoter; transcription by RNA polymerase II.